Exophiala viscosa is the source of this 1616-nucleotide messenger RNA. Its product is annotated as ZIP zinc transporter-domain-containing protein. The transcript has a single exon. NCBI's taxonomy places the organism in Eukaryota, Fungi, Ascomycota, Eurotiomycetes, Chaetothyriales, Herpotrichiellaceae. Gene Ontology annotation, cellular component: membrane. The record is from RefSeq and is a predicted model, not a curated record. The coding region runs from base 185 to 1429 and encodes 414 amino acids. Gene Ontology annotation, molecular function: metal ion transmembrane transporter activity. Gene Ontology annotation, biological process: transmembrane transport; zinc ion transport.
CAGCUGUCUUGCUGGAACCUGCAUUUCAGGGGACUUUUAUUGACAUACCAUCGUCUCUAGUUCACCAGAGUAGUACAGAGUUCAUAACAUCAUCUUCGAAGAGCACAGAGAACAUGUCGACACAGACUCUCUUUGACCAUCACAUUCGCUAAGAUUUGACGAUUCUCCCCGACUCGUCGCAGCCAUGGACGGCCUCUUUACCCUGCUCAGUUUGAGCGUCGUCAUGGCCGUGGCUUCUUUUCUUGCGGGCAUCCUACCUCUCUCCUUGUCGCUGUCGGCAUCACGAUUGCGAUUGAUUUCAACCAUUGGUAUGGGUGUCCUCGUUGGGACUUCCAUGGUCGUCAUUAUCCCAGAAGGCGUGGAAACAUUAUACAGCGCCUCGGAAGUCGGCCACGUACAUUCACGCGCCGCGCGCCAUGUCCUGUCGGCGCCGAAGGAGCAUGCGCAAUGGCUCGAAACUCGCACAGCCGAGACCUGGCAUGUCGUACCUGCUCGCAGCGCUGCGCAAGACAUCAGUCCUUUCGAUGUGCCUGGUCCGGUCAUACCAGCAGAUUUGGAGGCACCGCCGCGCACCCCUACAGAAGCUGGAGUUGUUGGGAUCAUGGACGUAGAGGACGGGUCCAAGAAAGAGUCAGACAAGGUGGAUGGUACACACGAAGAUGGCCCUGAAUCUAACCAUGCAUGGAUUGGAGUAGCCCUCUUGGCCGGCUUCAUGCUCAUGUACCUGGUCGACAAAGUACCUCAAUACUCUCAGCCAGCGAAGGCGAAAGCGAAGACACAUCACAUCGCGCUGAACAACCUGGGUCGCAGAUUCAACUUGACCACGUCACUGGACCGAGAAGAGGAAGCAGAUACAUUCCUGGACUCCUCGGAGGGCUCCCAGAUUCGGAAUCGGAGCUUUGCGACCACCAUCGGCUUGGUCAUACACGCCGCUGCCGAUGGCAUAGCCCUUGGAGCUUCUUCUACGGCUACCAAUUCUGGAUUGAGUUUCGUCAUAUUCUUCGCAAUCAUGAUUCACAAAGCACCUGCUGCGUUUGGCCUGACUUCCGUCUUAAUCAAGCAAGGCCUCACCAAAAGAGCAGCACGAGGACAUCUUGUGCUCUUCAGUCUAGCUGCUCCUGUCGGUGCCAUCCUCACAUGGAUACUUGCGAAAGUUUUGGGUGGUGGUCGCACUCACAGUGCGCAGACAACUACAUGGUGGACGGGAAUGCUCUUACUGUUUUCUGCCGGCACGUUUCUUUACGUGGCCAUGCACUCGAUGCAGGAGACGUCGAACUCGCAUGAGCAGCCAAUGAACGGACAACCCAAUGGGUAUAUCGACGGACGUGAAAACACGCAGAUUGAACCGAAAGCAUCUUGGAAGGAUUUGGCAGCGGCAUGUUUUGGAAUGAUUUUACCGCUGUUUCUUCAGGUUGGACAUGCACAUUGAUCGUCACCUAUUUCUACCUGUUCUGGAGUUACAAUGCUUCCCAAAGCUAUGGCAUAUAGCUCGAGAUACAUAGGAGCGGCUUGGAGCACCUUUGCCAAAAUGCAAAAAGAGAUAUACUGGUAAUAUGAUUCGCAGAUGCCAGUGUGCGGAGAGAUGCACGAACACCUAAUGGUGAUGCCUGAAUUUC